Molecule: messenger RNA, 3137 nt
Organism: Limulus polyphemus (Atlantic horseshoe crab)
Lineage: Eukaryota; Metazoa; Arthropoda; Merostomata; Xiphosura; Limulidae
Exons: 10
Coding region: 358-2520 (720 amino acids)
Biological process (GO): establishment or maintenance of epithelial cell apical/basal polarity; heterophilic cell-cell adhesion
Cellular component (GO): protein-containing complex; plasma membrane
Molecular function (GO): calcium ion binding
Source: RefSeq, a predicted model, not a curated record
CCUUUACUAAACGUGGAGCUAAAGCGCGCAGCCCUUGCUCGGUCCUUGGGAUCUCGAGAACAGAGACGCUGGAUACAUCAUUUCCUGUCGUGUACGGAACUUAUAAUUCCAGAGGCAAGGAGCGCUUGUUUGACGAAGAACGCAGGUUCACUGUUCUCGUGACAUGGCUGGUUAGGCUUAAAAGGCUGAGCAUCCUUAACUAAUACCAUCAUUAAUCUAAGGUAGAUAAACAUUUAAUUAGGUUUUUCAAGGACUGGCUUACUUAACUUGUCACGAAGAGAUACGAUUCUUUUAUACUUAUGUGACAUUUCUACUAAUCUUCUAACUUCCUUUUUAGAAAAGCCCGAGUUUACAAAGAUGAAGAUUUGUACACGUUUGGUAGGAAACACUUGCGGCAUUUUUCUCCUAUUCAUAAUCAGUUUAUUUAUUAAUGAACGAGAUGUUAUUGCUUACAGAGUUGACACUCUGACAAAAGGUAACACUGACAACCAAACACUCUCCAUUGGACCGCUGGAAGAGGAAAGCGUCUACAAUACCACAAGGAAUUCAGUCUCUUACACUACAAGCAUAUCUGGAGAAGAUUCCACGGCUCAAACCACCGAUAUGCUAGAUGUGCAAACUGCAUCAUAUUCCAGUGAUCCACCAGGAGACUAUACUGACAUGGGAGUUGAUACAAUGAUUGAAGAGGUCAACACAACAGACGGGGAAAACAUGCCAAAAAUUGAUACUUGGAUCCAAACAACUGACAUCUUGGAAAAGGAUAUAACCGUUCCCUACGUCAUUCAUAGUCCAACCAAAUCGCCAUAUGUUCAAAGAAGAGCUUCUUAUCAGCUCUCCGAUGACCAAUGUUUAAUAGAAGACACAGGACUUCAGGUGUGGAGGGACACUCCUCAAGGCGUGAUGCUCUUGAUGACCUCUGACCACGUAUAUUGUGCUCUAGGAGAUGACUGCUUGAGUGAUAAGAAAACCUGGGCGACUGCAAACAGCAUGAACACUGGUGACGUCAUCCAAAUGUAUUUGCAGGAAGGUGAUUGGUUGAAUUUCAGGAUUAUAUCACCAGGAUCGGAAGACAAAGUGGAUGAGGACAGAACUUUUGACGUUGUUUUAAAAAGCACACCAGAAACAACGACCUCAGGCUGCAAAGAGAGCUAUAAAGCACCCCACUAUGUUUCUGAGUGGAAAACGAAACUUUCAGAAGAGUUCAAUGUUAAAUCUGAUCUCUUGACACCAGGAGUUAGAUUGUUUGAUGUGACCCUGAAAACAUCUAAUUUCAACUGUACUCUGGUUUGGAGAUUAAACAUUACAGUUCAGCCGCAGGAGUGUAUGCAGACACCAGAUGAUUUGUUGUGUUCAGGAAAAGGCAUGUGUGUUAGCGACGAGGAAAAGUUGUCCUUCACGUGCCUAUGUUGUUCUAGUUUCACCGGGCGAUACUGUGAAGAACGAGAUGGCUGUCAUGGUAACCCCUGUAAAAACGACGGAUAUUGCGUGGAUAUAACGGAAGGGAUAAGUGGCAGUGCCUACCACUGUUUGUGUCCUUACGGAUUUCGUGGUCAUUCAUGUGAGGAAAAGAAAAGUAUGUGUGACAAGAUACCAUGCUUGAACAACGCCACGUGUAAGAGUAAUGAAACAAGUUACUGGUGUGAGUGUCCAGCAGGAUUUAGUGGUCACAACUGUGAAGUAGAUAUUAAUGAGUGUCUCUCGAGCCCUUGUGUCCAUGGAGUAUGUGAGGAUGGAACGGCUACUUUCACCUGUUAUUGUCUACCUGGUUUUGGAGGUGAUCACUGUGAGUUUGAGUACGACGAGUGUGAUUCAAAUCCUUGCGUCAAUGGAGGAGCGUGUGAAGACCUGGUAGCCGGAUACAGAUGUCACUGUGGUCCAGGCUAUAAAGGUAGACGAUGCCAGAUAAAGGUGAACCUCUGUCAGCCAAACCCUUGUCCUAGUCCCGCCCAAUGUGUCGACCGAGGCAAUAAUUACAGCUGUAUCUGCCAUUCAGACUACAGUGGGGCAGGCUGUACCCAGCACUACAAUCCUUGUUUUCCUAACCCUUGUCAGAACAGUGGUAGUUGCUGGCCUAGUCUUGACUCAUUUUUCUGCUCUUGUCGACCUGGCUACACUGGCGAUCUCUGUGAAGUGGAAAUGCUGUACCCUGCUAAGCCGUUAGCUCGCACCCUUGAAGAUUCUGCUGGAGACAACCUCAUGGAUUCCGUGAACGCACCGAUGGAUCAUCUCCACAACAUGUACAUCGCUGCAGCCACCCUUGCUGGAGCCUGCCUGAUCGUGGCACUCGUAGUGACCUUUUGUCACUGUCGAGUCCACAAGACUUACCAAAGGCUCUUUACCGGGAGUUUUCAUGGAGGUUCGAACUCUGAUGUCAAACAUCUGAGGCGUGAAGACCCAGACAGAUUUUUAUUGAGCCUGCGUGGGAACGUUUCUAAUUUCCGCCCUUGUCCCGACGGAGUCUACGAGGCCACAACUAUUGAUUUGUCAGAGAAUCUUGAUCGGCCACUCAUCGACUCAUAGAAAUUCCGUUGGAUCUUGCUUUCCGUCUCACCUUUUUCGUCCGUACUCCUGUGAUUACGUCACAUCCAGUGUUACCAAUGAGGGUAUUUUACCAUACAGUUAGCCACUAGAGACAUGCCAGAUGAAAUCUUUUACGAAACUGUCAACGAUCAUUAAUUCUUCAAAAUUAUUUUUUAGUUAUAAUUACUUUUGCAAUCCAUUUCCUUGAUAUUUUUACCAAAUAUGGUCAUUACUUUUAAAAAUAAUUAGAAAAAUAAUAUGACUUUAACUUUUUUAUUUUCUUAGAAAAUGCUAUUUUUACUUUCUGCUUUCUAACUGAGUUGUCGUCCAUCCAAUACUUCUCAUUAUCCCGAAGCUUUACAUUGUUGUCUGAAUCAAAUUAUAUAUAAUCUAAAUUUCUUAUCUCGCAUGAACUGAAAUCACAAUUUGUGAAAAGUUCUGGGUUUAAUGCCUUAUUUAGAUAGGUGGAAUGAAUUUUUUCAACGUCAGGCUUAAAUUUUUUUAGUUAUUAUUAGCAACCAAUAAGUGUUUGGUAAAGAAACUAUUUUAAUCAAGCGAACAAUUCACGUAAUAUAUUAAUUGCCAAAUAGUCACUGUAGUGAUCAGAAUUAAUAAAA